UCACACCACAUUACAUUUUUUAGAAAAACCCUCAAGAGCUUAAGCAUCAUAUACUUCAAAGCAACAACACAAACCCUAGCCUCUCUCUCUCUUUCAACAAAUACUCUAUUUGAAAUGGCGUUCUCUACUAAGGCUUCAAUCGUUGCUAUCAUGAUGGUGAUCAUCUCCGUCGUCGCUGUUUCGGCUCAGUCUGAAGCUCCAGCACCAAGUCCUACUUCUGGAUCUAGCGCGAUCUCUGCAUCUUUCGUCUCAGCUGGAGUAGCAGCAGUUGCGGCUCUUGUCUUCGGCUCUGCUCUUCGGAUCUAAGUUUUUUUUGCUAAGAUGGUGAUUUCGUACAGAGUUUAUUAUCCGGUAUAGGCCAUUCAUCAUUAUUAUUAUUCGUGUGUAUCAUUCCGAAGCUUAUAGAUCUCAGUUCUACCUAGCUCUUUCUUCUAUGUCUUAGAUCUUCAUAUCUGUAUUGAGGAUCUUUAUUAUUCUGAGUUUUAUUUGUGGUUUUGUGAUUUUUCUAGACGGUUAUGGGAUGUGGUUUUUUGAUAUGAUAUAUUGAAUCUAUUCUAUUUAUUUUAUAUUUUUAUUGGAUGUUUCUUCUUAGAUCUUUUGUUCUUAUGCCUAGCGAUUCACACAAAUCCUGAGAAAUUUUUGAGAAAAUGCAUACAUAGUAGUUGAGAAAUUCUAUAAAAUUGAAGAAUAUAUUCUAAACGCGUUUAAAUCGAAUCAUUCCAACCCAAAAUUCGAACUGGCUUUUGAUUAUAACGCAGAAUCAAAUCAUCAUUAUUUUGGCAUCAAAUUUUAUUCUGUUGGGAAUUGAAUCUGAUUCUAACGCAACUAAAAUGGUCAAAGCGUUAAACAAACUACCGAAUCUGAAAAUUUUGAAAUAGAAACCAGUAUUUUGUCCAUAGAAUUUAUAUAAUGCUAUUGAAUUAAUGUUAACUAAGUUACAAUAUCUUUGUAUAUGUAAUUUUGCUCAACCUGUGAGUAGUGUGGUUCAAUUUCGCUUUUUCCAUUUACACAUUUUGGUUUACUUGGUAUAAUAAAGCUUUGAACUAGUGCCUAGUGGUGGUGGGGUUAAAAUGAUUUGGUGCAUUGUUUUAAGAGUUUUCAGAAUUAUGCAGUACAAGUGUCCAUUGCUUUUGGUUUUUUUAGAGCUCUGCACUGUUGAAUGUUGAUGAUACUCGUUUCAAAUAUGGAUCUUGACGUGACGUCGUGUUUUUGGAAAAUUGCGGUAUGACUUGUUAAAACAAAAUCACGUUGGCGUGUGGAAUCAACUGAACAACUAAAAGUACCAAUACGAAAACUUGACCUUUCUUUAUCAGCUAUGAAGAAAAAAUAUGAGGGGCUAUAAUAACGGAAUUGAAGUUUUCUUAAUGAGACACAAAUUUUGGUCAAUAGUAUUUGAUUGAUAAUAAAGGUUGGGAGGAAUUAUUUGAUGAUAGUGAAACUUUAAUGACUUUUGUUGGCACAAAAAAUUGUAGUUUUUUUUUGUCUACACGGUCAAGAAUAAUCAACUGUUGGAUUAGUAGUAUUGAAAUUUGUAACGUGUUUAGUGUUGUGCUGGGUGAUUCUCUAGAUAGCAACGUUGUUGGAUUUUUAUAGUUUUACAAAUCCUUCAUCAUAAAUGUCUUUCGAUUGUAUAUAUAUAGGGUUAAUUUAUGUGUUUACUUCCAUUGAUACAUUGCAUCAUAUGAUCAAAACAAUUUACCAAACCUGCCUUGGUGGAUCUACAAAGGCAAUAAUUCAAUAUGUUCACAUGAUUCACCGUCUGGUUUUUGAUGUUAUAGCGUAUUUGUUCUAUUUGGCUCGUGAUUGGUUUACUUCGCAGGUCACCUGUUGUUGUUUAUUUGUAAAAAAAAAGUUUUAUCCCAAGGAAAUAAAGGAAAAAAUAAAAUUGUUGGACUUUCACAUUUGAGGCCCAUUGGGUAUAUAUCUCAUCUCACCCAAUUACCAAAUCGGUUCUACCCCGGGAAGAAAGAAAGAAAAAGCAGAGGAAUUGCUAUGAAGAGGGUUAAGAAGGAGAACGAUCCACAGAUACGAGACGACAACACAUCCAUGGUUGAUCUUCCUCGAGAUCUUAUCGAAAAGAUUCUUUUGAACUUGCCGGCUAUAUCCAUACCAAAGCUCAUCGUCGUCUCGAAGCUCUGGUCUUCUAUCAUCCGCAGCAAAAGUUUCAUCGAUCUCUACCUGAAACGAUCGCUAACUCGUCCGUGUUUUCUCAUCACAUUCAACCGUGAUGACAUCCGGUUCUUCCACUCAAUUCCUAUGCAGUCUCUGGAGGCAGCGUCACCGUCUUCUUCUUACACUUGUACAACGUCAAGCUUUCCUCUGAGUCUUGAUACAAAGCGGCUCUGUUCAAAAAGUUACAACGUUUCUCCACCGGUACGCGGAUUGAUCUGCUUUCAAUAUUUGGAUAAGGUGGUGGUUUCGAAUCCUAGCACGGGCCAGUUCUUGGUUUUACCAAAACUCAGAAAACUAGAUAUAUCAAGGUUUUUGGGAUACGAUCCGGUUGGAGAUGAAUACAAAGUCUUGUGCACGACGGUAAUGGUAUUGCAAGAUUCUGGAGAAGUUGUGAGCGAAGAGCAUCAAGUUUUCACAUUAAAAGGAGGAUCUCAGAAGAAGGAGAAAGAAGAAGCUACAUGGAGGAUGAUCGAAUGUAAGGUUCCGCAUUGUCCUGUAACCAAAGGGAUAUGUAUGACGACGACGACGAAUGGUGUUAUUUACUACGGAGCUUUGUCAACCCGUGACAGAGAUACACGAGAAUCCCUAAUUGUGUGCUUUGAUGUGAGAUCGGAAGGUUUUACUCUUGUUAAAUUACCCAACGGUGUCGAAAUUGAUGGUGGUGAUGAAUCAGCUGAAUUGGUCAACUACCAAGGGAAGAUAGCUUUAUUGAAUCACUUACAUUUUGGUAAAUGUGAUAUGUGGGUUUUGGAAGAUGUCGGUAAACCAGAAUGGUCAAAGAUCUCUAUCGUGGUUCCUUCUUGGGCUCAUUUAGCUAGAGGAGGUUUAUUAGAUUGCAGAGGUGCCAUUCUUAGUUCCGGAGAAUUCAUAUUCUCACCAGUCUCUUCGGAUAGCCCGUUCUGUAUUGUCACUUACGAUCGCGAGAAAGAUAUUGGCAGUAGAACUAAAAGUGUUUUGUUCAGAUCUCGGAUGGUAUCUAGUUCAAUGGUUCUGGUUUUGAUUGAAGUUCAAGUUUUUAGUUUUUUUUUUUUCUGUAGAACUAAAAGUGUUUCUUAUUUGGUUAUACAUUGGAGAAAACCAGGUUGUGUUUUCAUGUGAUGAUUACUACAAAGGGUUUCUAUAUGUGAACAAGAUUCUCUUCGCUUAUAGUAUAAGCUUUAUACUACUCUCCAUGCAUAA
Molecule: messenger RNA, 3351 nt
Organism: Camelina sativa (false flax)
Lineage: Eukaryota; Viridiplantae; Streptophyta; Magnoliopsida; Brassicales; Brassicaceae
Source: RefSeq, a predicted model, not a curated record